CGGAUGAUUAGCGCGUUAGUCCGCUUCUUUCGUCAUAUUUUGCCUAAAAAAAGGUUACUCUGUUUUUAUUCAACAGCAGAUACUAAAAGCUCUUGCAAAAAGAACUUUUUAAAUUUUGAGAAGUACUUUGUUGAUGACUUCGCAGGUGAUCCCCAGCUUGACACAGAUACCAAAGAGAAUAAGAAUUUCACACCUUUAGGCUACAAGGACCAUGAAUAUUAUAGGCUAAAAGGUGUAUAUCAACACUUAGCUUAUUUCGUGACUGGAAAAAAGAAUGCCACUUUUGAAGACUACCGAAAAAUUAAAGAAAAAGAUUAUAUGAGGGAACUUGAAUAUUUCUAUCCCGAAAGAAAUUUUGAUCCGAGAAGUCUACCCCAAGAAAGUAGAGCAACUAAAAACAGUAGGGGCAGGAAAACUUCUUUGUCUAUAUACACAGGCCGUUAUUAUUUUUAUGAAACGCUUUAUAAAAUUGAGUCGACUUAUGAAGCCAUAUGCCAAAGUUACCCUGGAGAUAACUGUACACCCCGCACAAGUACUAAUUCGGAGGAUUCGCACUAUUGGAAAAGCAAAACUCAGCUUGAAUCUGCCAUAGGGGGGCCGUUGUUGGAGAGUGAGUACCAGGAGAUUAUAGCUUUACUAAAUAAUAUUGUCAAAGAUCCGCGUUCUACGCACAUGGAAGAAGUACUACAACUUUAUGGGUCUCACGCGUCUCAGAGAGCGAAAAAAUACCAGAAACACGAGGCGAACUCCGCGGGCUUCCUUAUCGCGGAGGGCGCUAGAAAAAGCUCGCGUGCGACUAUAAAACUCCGGCAGGGGGCAGGGCCCUUCAUCGUUAACGAUCUCCCGAUGAGUGAAUACUUUUCCAACAUCAUCCAUCGCCAAAACAUAGUCGACCCAUUUCUUGCCAUCAGUCCGCAGGAGGAUUUUGAGAUGGUCGCUGAGGUUGCAGGGGGCGGGCACAAGGGUCAGAGCGAAGCCAUUCGGCUUGGCGUUGCCCGGGCGCUGGCAUGCAUGAACGAGACCUGGAGGGAUGCACUAACUAAAUACCGCUAUCUUGUGCGUGAUCCUCGCUGCGUUGAGCGGAAGAAGCCCGGUCAGAAGAAGGCUCGGAAAAAGUUCACUUGGGUCAAACGCUAAAGCUAACAUGGCAGUAAUAAAGUUAUUGUGCACGCAAAUGAAUGUCAGAGGAGUGCUCGUUAAAUUCAAAUAUGCUUGUGCU
Molecule: messenger RNA, 1219 nt
Organism: Zophobas morio
Lineage: Eukaryota; Metazoa; Arthropoda; Insecta; Coleoptera; Tenebrionidae
Exons: 10
Coding region: 4-1137 (377 amino acids)
Biological process (GO): translation
Cellular component (GO): ribosome; mitochondrial small ribosomal subunit
Molecular function (GO): structural constituent of ribosome; RNA binding
Source: RefSeq, a predicted model, not a curated record